This is a messenger RNA of Clunio marinus, 736 nucleotides long. Lineage: Eukaryota; Metazoa; Arthropoda; Insecta; Diptera; Chironomidae. The record is from the annotation of a GenBank genome assembly.
CAACCACGAAAUAUAUUUCUACAAUAAAAUGUAUGGAAGUUUCAUGUCAAACUACUUUACCUGAUUCUCAUUCCCAUAAUUCAUUAAUCCGAAAUGUUAAAUAAUGAAGAACAUUGAAAUUUUUUAUAUAUUUUUAUACAGAUAUCAAAUCAAUACUACAGACAACGUCAAUACAAAAUAAUUGAAAGAAAAUCUCGAAAAUGAAAUGACAAUUUGUUGGGGAAAUUCAACAAUUUCGCGUAUAUUUUGUGGCAUCGUUUUAGCCAGAUUACAACAUCAAUCUCACUGCACAGUUGAAGCUCAAUCUUUUGUUUUCAUAUCUUGCACAUAUAUCUUCAAAAAUUAUGCUAAAAAUAAGUUUAGAUCAAAAAGCAAAAACCUAAGCACGAAAAAUGAAACUUCACAUUUAAAAUCAUAAAAAAAAUUUAGAAAAUUUCUAUUAUUUAAACCGCAAAUUCAUGAAACUCAGAAAAUGAAUUUAUUGCUGUACAAAAGAUAAUGAUAAUUCACAACUCUCUCACAUUCACAAUACAAAAAUAAAUGAGACAAAGAAAAUAAAAGAAAAACUUGAAUGUUGUGACAACUUGAAUAAAAUAAAAAUUAUUAAACAAAUGAGGUAUGAAAAAUACAAAAAUUUUAUAAUGAAAAACUAUGAAAAUUUAUGUAAAAACGAUGUCGACUUGAGAAAUGGAAACUUUUUUCUGGAAACCAAAUAAAAUUUAAUAUUAGAUGAAAG